GAUGAAGGUCGCGCGCCCUCUUCCGCCCGUGUGCCGGUUCACAAAGACCCCUCUUCUAAGUGGGGUGGUACGCAUCGUCCUUUUGCGCAGGCGCGCGGUGUGAGGUCCACGCUCGCCUCUAUGCCGGCAGGGCACGUCUCGCGGGUCCGCGCCUUGUAUCGGCGCAUCUUGCUGCUGCACCGGGGUCUGCCCCCAGACCUUAAAGCCCUUGGUGACCAGUACGUGAAGGACGAGUUUAGGAGGCAUAAGACCGUUGGUUCUGACGAGGCCCAGCGUUUCUUGCAGGAAUGGGAGGUGUAUGCAUCAGUGCUAUGGCAACAAACUAAUGAAAACAGACAAAAUUCAACAGAAAGAGUGUGUUUUGGAGUUGCCCUACCAGAAGAAAAACUUAAUGACUUUCGUGAUGAACAGAUUGGACAGUUGCAGGAGCUGAUGCAAGAAGCUACUAAACCUAACAGACAAUUUAGUAUUCCUGAAUCUAGGAAACCGGAAUUUUAGUCUAUACAAUAAAGCUUACACAUUUUAAGUUCAGAACCCCUUACUGGGUUUCUAAAAAUGUAUUUCUUCAGCUUUUAGGCUUUGUGAAUGCCUGGUGUUCAUGAAAUAUUCUUUAAUUUGGGAUUGUUAUUAAUGUCGUCUACAAUGUGUAGAUCAAUAUGGCUAGUAAACAAAGCUUUAUAUGAUUGAAGUAACAGUACUUGCUGGAUGGGAUUUGAUUUUUUAAGUACAUAAGAAGGAAUGACUUUAAAAUGGACAAAGCUGUGGAAUUUUGCCAAAAGGUUUUUUUGUAUGUAAAUUUAAUGCUGUUCUUGUUCAACCAUUAGCCUCAUGGCUUUAGCUUCAACAGACAAGUAUGUUACGAUAAUGACAGAUGUGGAGUUCCAACAAGGUUAUUAUUUACAUACAUGGAUUGUCAUCCUGAAAGUGUCUUCCUUUCUCUUUUAAUAAUACAGGUAUGAUUAUUCAUGUAAAUAUGCCUUCUCCCUGAGUCACUAUUUAUAUACAAUGAAAGAUUAAAAAGAAGCUUAAAGAGUCAGUAUUAUACACUGUAUAAUCUAUCAUGCAAAUGAUAGUAUAAUGUUUGUACAGUGUUUGGUAGUAACAAAUGACCCCUUAAAUUAUGUAAUUUAUAGUUACCUUGAGAAUCUCAUUUAUUGCCUCAUCAUUGGGGAGAUAAAAACACUUUCAUAAAUUUGUCGUAAGUUAUAAACUGAAAUAAUCAAGUGGUAAUCCCAUUCAUGUGUUUAAAAUGUUUAAUUUUUUAAAAAUUACACACUUGUGGGGCGCCUGGGUGGGUCAGUCAGUUAAGUGUCCAACUUUGGCUCAGGUUAUGAUUUCACGGUUCAUGGGUUCGGGCCCUGUGUCACACUCUGUGCUGACAGCUCGGAGCCUGGAUUGUGUCCCUCUUUCUCUGCCCCCCACCCCCCACCCCUUGCUCACACUCUAUCUCUGUCUCUCAUAAAUAAGUGUUUUAAAAAGUAAAUUAAAAUUACACACUUGUAACUUUAGUUUUGUAUGUCUCCUUUGAGAUUCUGAAAUGAUCAUUUUUCAGAUGCUAUUGCAUUUAUUCAGCUAUUUAAAAAUUGACUCAUACUUACUCUCUUUUGCUGGAUUGGGCUUUUUCUUUGUGUAUGGCUGCCAGACUACUCAGUCCUUUUUAAUAUUCCUCAUUGAAUCAGUCUGGAGGUUGAUGCUUGUCUUUUUUCAUUGAAAGAUAGGUGGUCAAUCAGUAAUGAAUCUAGGCUCUACAUUGUAGCCUCUAGGAAUAAGAAAUGAAUAAGAUAAAAGCUCUUGCCCUCCAGGAGUUUAAAAUCUAGCUGUGCUAGAACCACAGCUUAGGAACCAUUUCAUCAUGAACAAAUAUAUCACAUCCUCAAACUCUUUCAAUCUUUUUUUGUCUUCCUAGCUUAUAGAAUCUAAUACCCAUAAGGACACUGCUUCUCUGUGUUUUGUGAAGUGAGGGUUAUGGGUCAUUUUACAUUCACUGUAAUGUAUAAUCCCCUCCUAAUGUCUCUUUCAACCCACCACUGGGCUACCCUCACAUAAGAAUUCUUUUUCAUUUGUAGUGUUUUCUUUCUGGUUAUACUUCCCUAUUCAUUUUCUUUGGCAACUGGCUCAUACUUCUCCAUCUCAAGUUUUGCUAUCAUUUUGGUGACCUUAACACUAUAAUCCGUAUGGCUGACAUAUCUAGUACCUAAUUGGUCUCUGAUGGUUCAUUAUUCACCACCCAUAAAAAAUUUUUGGGAAAUCACAGCCAUAUUUAUUGGCCAUCACACAAAUUACUACCUUGAGGUAUUUCACAGUUUUACUAAUAUAUUGCAACAUUCUUUUGGGUGACAUAUAUUUGAGAAGCUGUGCUCUUAGUGAUUGCUGUGGUAAAAUUAUCACAAACUAGUAAAAUGCUCAAUAUGAGUACAAAGUUUGAAAAGCUGUGUUGUGUCUAGUAGGUGCUAAAUUUUUAGGGCAUAAAACCUAAGUUGUUUGGACUAUGUAAUAAAUGAAACUGCAGUGUU
Messenger RNA from Neofelis nebulosa (Clouded leopard), 2513 nucleotides. RefSeq names its product succinate dehydrogenase complex assembly factor 3 (gene SDHAF3). The transcript is spliced from 2 exons. Gene Ontology annotation, biological process: mitochondrial respiratory chain complex II assembly; succinate metabolic process. Bases 121 to 498 code for a protein of 125 amino acids. The record is from RefSeq and is a predicted model, not a curated record. Lineage: Eukaryota; Metazoa; Chordata; Mammalia; Carnivora; Felidae. Gene Ontology annotation, cellular component: mitochondrion; mitochondrial intermembrane space.